Protopterus annectens (West African lungfish) is the source of this 3495-nucleotide messenger RNA. RefSeq names its product transmembrane protein 150A (gene TMEM150A). The transcript is spliced from 8 exons. The record is from RefSeq and is a predicted model, not a curated record. Lineage: Eukaryota; Metazoa; Chordata; Ceratodontiformes; Protopteridae. Gene Ontology annotation, biological process: protein localization to plasma membrane. The coding region runs from base 228 to 1043 and encodes 271 amino acids.
AAGGUUGGGGGGAGGAGGUCUAAUGGUACAGUACCGCCUAGACUUGCUCAAUUGUAAGAUCAGUGGAGGGGCUUGUGAUUGGUUUGGGGUAUGUGGUGGUCUCUGGUGGAAGCAGGGAAACUUAUUGCCUCAGGUUGGCAACUAAUGCUGUUGGCCUGCUGUAUGCAGUAGUUUGCCUCUUGAGUCCUGCUUCCAUUUUGAUCUCCAUUGUUACAUCCUGAUGCCCAAUGACAGCCUGGAUCAUUUUACCUGUCAGUCUGUCUGCUUUUUCCAUUACUGGCAUAUGGAUCGUCUAUGCAAUGGCAGUGAUGAAUCAUCAUGUCUGCCCAGUUGAAAAUUGGCUAUACAAUUCAUCAUGUUCAGGAGAUUCUUCCAUACAUGGUUACUCCAAAACCUGUUGCACUAUUGAAGAUAUCCCACUGAUAAGUAAAUGUGGUUCCUAUCCCCCUGAAAGCUGUCUGUUUAGCCUGAUUGGGAGUGCUGGAUCAUUUAUGGUUGUGCUGAUCUGUUUCCUGCGAUAUGGACAGGUGAUUGAACGUAGCAGACGUUCAUGGAUAAACACAAGUGCCCUUAUUAUGGGUUGCACCAAUGCUGCAGGACUUGUUAUGGUCGGCAACUUUCAGGUGGAUCAUGCCAGGCCACUGCAUUACAUUGGGGCUGGUCUGGCCUUCCCCACUGGCCUUUUCUUUGUGUGCCUACAGUGUGUUUUGACCUACCACGUUGCAGUGACAUUCUGGGAUCACUGGAUGGCUCAUCUACGGGUUUUUCUGGCAGCAAUUGCACUGAUUACACUCGUGCUGAGUGGAAUUUUUUUCAUUCAUGAAAGCUUUGUACUUCAGCAUGCUGCUGCAAUCUGUGAAUGGAUUUUUACCGUUGACAUGCUAGUCUUUUAUGGAACUUUCAGCUAUGAGUUUGGUGCUGUCUCUACAGACACUUUGGUGGCAGCUCUCCAACGCUCAGAUGGAAAAGCCUGCAAGUCUCCUGGUAGCAGCAGUACAUCUACUCAUUUGAACUGCAACCCUGAAAGUAUUGCAAUGAUCUGACCAAGGACAUUUGGGAUGGGAAUGUACCAGCUUGAGAACACUUUGGAGUGAUCCCCAUCCCAAGAUGUUAGUGUUUUAUUUUUUUUUUUUUUUUUAUAUAUAUAUAUUCCAGACUUUUCUAUGUUGUGUAUUAGAAAGAAACAUUCCAUGUAAAAAAGCUAAACCUGACAGGUUUAGCAAGUCAUUUGUUCAGUCCUGGAAUACUUUAGUCUGCUCUCAAAAGAGUGAACUAUAUAUACACCUUGGCGCCUUGCCUGUUUCUCAGCACUUGGAACAAAUUGCCAAAGUUUUUUUUUUUUUUUUUUUUUUUUUUUUUUAUUAAAUGCUGUGAGGGUACAUGGAGUGGAAAGAAAGCUGCUUUGAAACAUAGUUAUAAGGUCCAUUGUUUCAUAUUUUUCAACCUAUGCAUAUCAGUGCUUGUGUAGCAGACAUUGUGUUUGUGAAGUACUUAAGUAAGGGAAACCGUGCUACAGAUGAAAUGUUUGAGUUAACCUUUAAUGGGUGUGAGACAAGGAGUUCCGUCUAAGCUGGUAGCAGUCCUAAGGACUGCAGAAGGUUCUGAACAGUUUUCAAACUAUAGCAGGCUAGCGUUUAAUCACACUUCUACCCAAAUUGCUUUUAAAAUGCAGUAUGGAUCUGACUGUGUGUUUAGCUAGCUGAUAACUGGGCUUUAUACUGUUACAGUUAGAAAAAUGGUUAGGGGUGCAUAUUUCUUGUCUGUAACAGUUGCAUUUUGAAUUAAAUAACUUUAUUCCUAUUUUAGAAUAUGGAUUGUUGCUAAUUCAGUUGCGUUUGUCAGUUUAGGUGCUGGUAGAGAAGAAAGCAAGAGGUGGGCAUACUGUCCCAUGGAGUUUGGCACUUUAGAAAUCUGUGGAUAGCCUACUAGAAUAGGCUUUUAGUAUCGUACUAUGUUUUUUGAAAUCGUAGGCUUGUUGAAAGUUUAAUUUGUCACCAGUGUGUGCACACUUGUCUCACACCUGACUAGGUUAAGGCUAUGCAAGUACAGAAUAUCUGUUUAAUUUUGGAGGGUUCUCUCCUUAUUUCAUUUUUUUUUAAUUUCAAGGAACUAUUCAAGUAUUUAUGUAAGUUAGUAUUUAUUGAGUUUUAAUGUUUUUUUUGUGGUAAGUAGACCAGUGGUGUAAGCAUCCCUUUGUUGUGCAUUAACACAUGUGAAAGGCAAUAAUAACUAACGAUAAUGUAAUUCUCUGUUGGAGCCAUAGAUUCUCUGUUGUGUUGAAGCAGAUACCAAGAUUAAUUUUCAUUGGCUUCUGGACAUCUUUAUGGAAUUCACCAAAUGCAGUGUAGUCCUGUUUCAGCUGGUCUUGGAUUACCUGCUGUAAUAAAUACUUUUUGUACUUCUGUAGUGCCAAGAAAUUGGUGUAAAGAAUCGGCAGGUCAUGAUAUAUAUAUAUGCCAUGUGUCUCUUGGUACACCAGGGAGAUGCAUAUUUUAUCAGUACACAACUUCAGGGAGGGUGUGUAGCUGGCUGGCACCAGCAUAAGACAGUGUUUUCCACAAGAAAUAUAGCUGCAUUUUUUCCAGAAAUACUUUUUUAUAUAUAUAGAUAACUGGUAACAGUGAUCCCAGAACUGUUAAAAACUGUGCCACAUUAAACUGUAGGCACUGUAGAAGUGAGAGUAUCCUCUUGUGUGCCUUUGGUGGCUCUUGUGGGAUCUGUCAUGGCUUAGAAUAAUCUGUCAUAUUUUUGCUAAAGCUAAAAUUGGGGAGACAUUGGGUGUUACAGGAAUACUGUGGUUAUAUGCCUUAGCAUGUUUUAUCUGUCAUAUAUGUCCCAUGGGACUGUUUUCUUUCAGUAUUAUGAUAGCAUUUAUUGGGUUAACUUUCUUUUAAUCUAUAUCUUUACGGGUGAAAUUGCUUCUUUUAAACUUAUUUAAAAUGCAUAUCUUUACAGGUGAGGUAGUCUGUGGAGGGGGUAAAAAAAAAUCACAAAUCUUGAUAACAGCGCAUUAAAGAAAUAGCCAUGCACAGUAUUUUUAUAUGUGGAGGAUGAAUGCAAUCUGCUGUUACUUUUACCUCUGUGGCAGAGACAGUGUUAACUGGGCUGAGUGAAUGUGAAGAGAGUUGAUUGAUAUUUUUUUUUUUUUGUAUUUUAUUAUAAUUUUUCAAUAAAAAGUGAUAUUUCUCAAACAGAACUAAAUUGUCCUUUUCCAUAAAACCAAUACCUCAUACAUGAUUGCAGUGAUGUUUAUGCAGCAGCCACCAGAGAGCAGAAAUGCAUCCCAAGACAGAGGCUGAAUGUACUGACAAGAUCCAUGAAAGGGAAAAUAUAUGACGUGAGGAGCUUCUCUGUCCAGUAUCAGGAUUCCUCUAACAGGAAGACAAAUGAACAUUACUGUAGACUAUUGGUGCUGCUUUUUCUAUAAAAACAAUGUAAUUAUUUGUUUUGUGUACAUUUUAAACAGAAUAAUAAUAAACAACUUAGGGCCUCAAA